Messenger RNA from Capsella rubella, 2791 nucleotides. RefSeq names its product DNA repair protein RAD4. Gene Ontology annotation, cellular component: nucleus; XPC complex; cytoplasm. NCBI's taxonomy places the organism in Eukaryota, Viridiplantae, Streptophyta, Magnoliopsida, Brassicales, Brassicaceae. Gene Ontology annotation, biological process: nucleotide-excision repair; mismatch repair. The record is from RefSeq and is a predicted model, not a curated record. The transcript is spliced from 13 exons. The coding region runs from base 136 to 2703 and encodes 855 amino acids. Gene Ontology annotation, molecular function: damaged DNA binding; single-stranded DNA binding.
CCGUACGUCGGUCGUUGUCGGGGGAAUUUGGCGCGUGAAAUCGUUCGCCCCGCCGAAUACUUUUUGAGUCUCAUCCUACGGCCGUGAUUCGAAAAUCGUAUGCUUGAUUCGUCGGGUUUUCUGUAGAAGACUAAGAUGAAGUCUACAAGUGAUAGUAAGAACGGUAAACUCUCAGCAGCCUCUAGAGCUGCUGUUAACAAAAUCCUAGACAGAAGAACUGCUCGGGGCAAGAAGAAGCAAGAUGACAACUGUGAUUCCACUAAGCGGGAUAAAAGCGUAAAUGAAAAGGGGAAGCAAGCCGUUAAGGCAUCUUUAACUGAUAACGUUCCAGAGGACAGCGAACGUGUUAUAAUUGCAGUCUCGGAUGAUGAUGAUGAGAUGAAUGAUUCAGACUGGGAAGACUGCCCGAUUCCUAGUCUUGAUGAUAGGGUUGAUGCUAAUGUCGAUGACACCAGAGAUUUGACCAUAGAAUUUGAUGAUGUUCCUGAUGCUAAGAAGCAAAAGAAUGCUUACCGUGCAACAGCAAAAGACAAGGAACGGGCGGAACUUGUACAUAAGGUUCACUUGCUCUGCCUGCUUGCAAGAGGGAGGAUAGUUGACAAUGCUUGUAAUGAUCCCUUGAUUCAGGCUGCCUUGCUUUCGCUUCUACCAUCAUACUUGUCAAAAGUAGCAAAUCUCGAGAAAGUUACUGUCAAGGAUAUAGCCCCUCUUCUUCGUUGGGUUCGUGAAAACUUUUCUGUUAGGUGUACUCCCAGUUCUGAGAAAUCUUUUCGUACUUCCCUAGCAUUUGCUCUUGAAUCUCGUAAAGGCACAGCAGAAGAGCUUGGAGCACUGUCUGUUGCAUUGUUUAGAGCUUUAAAGCUCACAACUCGGUUUGUGUCUAUUCUUGAUGUUGCAUCCUUAAAACCAGGGGCCGAUAAGGAUGAGUCAUCCAGUCAAAACCGAGCUAAAAUGAAGCAUGGGAUAUUCAGGAACUCAACGCUUAUGGUACCAAAACAGCCGGCCAUCUCGUCACACCCAAAUAAAUCUUCAUCCCAUGUUGAGGAUAAAACUCUCUGUCAAACGUCUAAGCCUCAGCAUAGGACUUCCCUGGGCUCUGAUCAGUUGCAAUACAAUUCAGUCAAUUCAUCUUGCGAAGCAGGAACGUCUAGCAAAGCUGGCGGAACAAGGAGGAAAGGAGAUGUUGAAUUCGAGAUGCAAAUAGCCAUGGCUUUGAGUGCAACUACAGACAACCAACGGAGAUCUGAAGUGAAGGAGAAAAAGAAAAUUCGUGAAAUAACAAAAACAAUUUAUGGCCCGUCAGUUUCUGACCAAGUAGUAUCCACGGCUAUUGGUUCUAAGAGGGUAGAUUCUCCGCUUUGUUGGGCCGAGGUGUAUUGCAAUGGGGAAAACAUGGAUGGGAAAUGGGUCCAUGUGGAUGGUGUUAAUGGAACAAUAGAUGCAGAGCAAAACAUUGAAGCUGCAGCUUCCGCGUGCAAAACCUAUCUUAGAUAUGUUGUCGCUUUUGCUGGUGGUGGAGCCAAAGAUGUCACUCGCAGGUACUGUACAAAAUGGCACACUAUUUCAUCCAAACGGGUGAGUUCAGAGUGGUGGGAUAUGGUACUAGCACCUUUAAUACAUCUAGAGUCAGCUGCAACUCACAAUGUAGACAGUUCUCUGAGAAAUUCCUUAAGUAGCUCUUCCUUUGGCAUGCGGAGUGCUCUUGAAGAUAUGGAGUUGGCUACGCGGGCGCUGACUGAGCCUCUUCCUACUAACCAGCAGGCCUAUAAAAGCCACGAACUCUAUGCUAUUGAGAAAUGGCUUCACAAGAACCAGAUACUUCACCCUAAAGGUCCAGUUCUGGGAUUCUGCAAUGGUCAUUCAGUAUAUCCUCGAACCUGUGUGCAGACUCUUAGAACAAAAGAAAGAUGGCUUCGUGAUGGGCUACAACUUAAGGCGAAUGAAGUUCCCUCAAAGAUUCUUAAGCGGAACUCGAAGUUCAAGAAAUCAAAAGAUUUUGGAGAUGGUGACAUCGACAUCACAGGUGGUUCUUAUUGCAUGGAACUAUAUGGGAAGUGGCAAAUGGAACCAUUGUGUCUCCCUCACGCUGUUAAUGGAAUUGUGCCAAAGAACGAGCGUGGUCAAGUUGAUGUCUGGUCUGAGAAAUGUCUCCCACCUGGAACAGUCCACAUAAGGCUUCCUCGAAUAUUUUCGGUUGCUAAGAGAUUCGGUAUAGAUUAUGCACCUGCCAUGGUUGGUUUCGAGUACAGAAGUGGACGUGCUAUUCCCGUGUUUGAAGGUAUUGUGGUCUGUAGCGAGUUCAAAGACACAAUUCUCCAGGCAUACGCAGAAGAACAAGAAAAGAGAGAAGAAGAGGAGAGAAGAAGAAAUGAAGCACAAGCAGCUUCAAGAUGGUAUCAGCUGCUUUCGUCUAUCUUAACCCGUGAAAGAUUGAAAAACCGUUACGCUGAUAACACUAACAGUGUCGAAACGAAGAGUUUGGAAGUGAAUUCAGUGACAGUCGCUAAGGCGGAGAAAGUGAAAUCACCUGAAAAGCAGAGAGUGGCUAAGAGUGGAGGAAGGUCACGAGUAAGAAAGUCCCGUAACGAAGAUGAAAGCCAUGAACAUGUAUUUCUGGAUGGGCAAGAAACAUAUGAUGAGGAAACCUCUGUGAAAACAAAACGUUGCAAAUGUGGCUUUUCUGUAGAAGUAGAACAAAUGUAGACGUUUUGCUAAUGAUUCGAGUUGACAAUUUUUUGUAAUUUACUAAGAUUUGUUUUGGGGGCUCUUUAUAUCAUCUGAUGGAUCGGUA